UCUUAGUUGUCAACAGCACGAAGUCUGAUCAGCACUUGUUGAGUGUUCCCUUUCAGUGCUCACUAUCUGCUGUAGCAAUACAAGUUCAACGCAGUAAAGGUUUGUUACCUGUCAGGUUCGAUUGCAUAAUCGCAUAACAUCUGGGCUACGGUCAUUACUUGCACCCCUCAUACCUAAGGCUCGUAACAAAAAUCGGAACCAUGCUUCUCCGCACUGUCCAGAGAAACGUCCCACUAGCCGUGCGAGCCAUGUUUUCAACCGGUGCAGAACGAACGGUCAUUUGUGAGGAGGUCGGCAAAAGCGCCGGUCUGAUCACUUUGAGUCGGCCGAAGGCCUUGAAUGCAAUCAACCUGGAUAUGGUUCGCCAAGUCUACGGAGCGAUGAAGGGUUGGCAAGACAACAAAAGUCUGAUCGUUAUCAAAGGAACCGGGGAGAAAUCAUUCUGCGCUGGUGGUGAUGUACGAGCGGUUGUCGAGAAUGGUCCAAUUGAGUCUUCGAGGAACUUUUUCCGGGAAGAGUACAGGUUGAAUGCAUUGAUUAGUGCCUGCAAGCCGGAUUACGUGGCCAUUGUGGAUGGAAUUACUAUGGGCGGUGGCGUCGGGUUGUCCGUCCAUGGUAAAUACCGAGUAGCCACCGAGCGAACCAUGUUUGCCAUGCCGGAAACUGCAAUUGGACUAUUCCCGGAUGUCGGAGGUGGACAUUUUUUGCCCAGAUUGCAAGGCAAGCUGGGACUUUACCUUGGACUAACCGGGUUCCGUUUGAAGGGUAAGGAUGUUACGAAAGCUGGUAUUGCAACUCACUAUGUGGAAAGUAAAGAUCUUGAAGCCCUGGAGAAAGAAUUGUUUGCUACCAGUAAUAGCUCAGAAGUCAAUAACGUUUUGAGCAAAUUUAACGUUAAAGACAAUGCAGAGUUUGUACUGGCAAAGAACAUUAAGCAGAUCAACGAGUGCUUCAGUGCAACAACGAUUGAACAGAUCAUAGCGAACCUGGAGAAGGACGGAAGCGAUUGGGCUCACAGCACGCUGAAUACCCUGAAUAAAAUGUCUCCAACUUCAAUGAAGAUCACCAAGAAGCAACUGGAUCUUGGACUGAACUGCGAUCUGCGAAGCUGUUUGAAGAUGGAAUUCCGGAUGGCAGUGCAUAGCGUCAUUGGAAGCGAUUUUAAGGAAGGUGUUCGUGCAAUGCUGAUCGAUCGCGAUCAGAGUCCAAAGUGGAAUCCAGCGAAGCUGAGUGACGUGACCGAUAAACAGGUUGAUCGAUUCUUUGGUCCGCUUCCAGAUGGCGAUGAGUUGGUAUUUGAAGAUGAAAUGAAAGCUAACCUGUAGUCCUAUAGACGACAGUAGGUCAAGCGGUUCGGCGGGAUAGGUGGUAACCUCCAAGCGCAUUUACUAGGUUUAGGUGAAAAUAUGUGAGGGAAUUAAAUUCUUUAUGUUGAGUCUUUAUUAAAAUAAAA
This is a messenger RNA of Ochlerotatus camptorhynchus, 1453 nucleotides long. RefSeq names its product 3-hydroxyisobutyryl-CoA hydrolase (gene Hibch). The record is from RefSeq and is a predicted model, not a curated record. Gene Ontology annotation, cellular component: mitochondrion. Gene Ontology annotation, molecular function: 3-hydroxyisobutyryl-CoA hydrolase activity. Bases 201 to 1325 code for a protein of 374 amino acids. The transcript has 2 exons. NCBI's taxonomy places the organism in Eukaryota, Metazoa, Arthropoda, Insecta, Diptera, Culicidae. Gene Ontology annotation, biological process: L-valine catabolic process.